This is a messenger RNA of Boleophthalmus pectinirostris (great blue-spotted mudskipper), 5678 nucleotides long. It is a transcript of the gene lrmda, whose product is annotated as leucine rich melanocyte differentiation associated. The coding region runs from base 216 to 908 and encodes 230 amino acids. Lineage: Eukaryota; Metazoa; Chordata; Actinopteri; Gobiiformes; Gobiidae. Gene Ontology annotation, molecular function: protein binding. The record is from RefSeq and is a predicted model, not a curated record. Gene Ontology annotation, biological process: melanocyte differentiation. The transcript is spliced from 7 exons.
CCCACGUGCUUCCGCAUAACAGAAGGGUCAGCUGACUCAAAAGGCACGCGGAAACUGUAAAGGCAGUAGCUACAACACGCUCAAUCUGUAAAAAGUAUACGGGAUAGUCUUUUGACAAAACAUAAAUUUGUAUGCUAAACGUGUGCGUAAGAUCGGAUUCAUAACACCAGAGCGGGAAUAAGAGCGAGCAAGGGUUGUCAUUCUUCAGUGGACCUAUGGCAGGUAGCAUCGCGCUCAACGGGACACAAGUUUCCUACAUCGGAAAUGACUGCAGAGAAAUUCCAGAGUACAUCGGGAAAACGUAUGGACACUUUGCGAAGCGGCUGGACCUCAGCUUCAACCAACUAAGGACUCUGUCUGGACUGAAUAUGUUCUCAGAGCUGGAGGAGCUGAUCGUGGACAACAAUCAGAUCGGGAAUGACGUCCGGUUGCCUGAGUUACCUCAUCUUCACACCCUGACUCUUAACAAGAACCAUAUAUCUGAUAUAGAGGCGCUGUUGGAGCACUUGGCGGAGGUGACCCCAGCCCUGGAGUACCUCAGUCUGCUGGGCAACGAGGCCUGCCCCAACCAGCUGGUCAGCCCAGACAAGGACGAAGAUGACUACCAGAGAUACAGAUACUUCGUCCUCCACAAGUUACCUCAGCUCAAGUUCCUGGACACGCGAAAGGUCUCGAAGCUGGAGGCGCUGGAGGCCCGUGCGAGGGGGGAGUACAUGAAGGUGGUCAAACCGAAGCGUGACGGUCCAUCGAGUGAAGCCUCCCUGGACUGUAACCCUCUGCCCUACACGCCUCUGCCCCGAGGAUCCAGAGACGCCAGGAAUCACCGAGGUCUAUUCUCCAAGUGCCGCUACAUCUACUACGGCAAACACUCAGAAGGCAACAGAUUCAUCCGGAACGACCAACUCUGAUGUCCAACCACCUCCACACAACCACCAGCAUCAUUAUACACCACUGAACACAAGCAGCAAGAAAUCACGCCCAGUCUGGAUCUUUUUUAUUGUGCUUUAUUGUACCGUUAUUGUUAUUAUUGUAAACCAUUACAAUACUUGGUCAUUUCAUUUGGCAUAUUCAUUCAGCCAUCCAUCCACAUUCUUUCUUCUUUCUUAUCCGGGGCCAGGUCGCAGGGGGCAGCAGUCUAAACAGGGACUCCCAGACUUCCUCACCCCAGACACUUCCUCUAGCUCCUCCAGGGGGACCCCAAGGUGUUCCCAGGCCAGCCGCCUUACUAUUUGGCACAGUUAGCACAAUUAUCAAAUCCGCAAAGGCUGUAACUAUGUAGCCAGUAGAAUGUUACUCUACAAAGAACAAAAUAUCCUGUCUUUCUGUAGAAAAACCUUGUAGUACCUGUAGUUUAGACCUCUGAAAACACGUACUGAAACACAUAGAAUUAUAUUAGUUUAUCAAUUCAUGUUUCAGUCUUCUCUUAAAUGUUGGAGGUUGGAGUUGUUUCCAGUGUGCACUCAGAACAGAGUUUUACUUUUUGAGGGUCCGACACCUACUUGUCUCCAUGGAAAUGUUAUUGCAUUGUCUAGAACAGGGGUGUCCAACCUUUUUCCUCCAGUGAGCUACCUUCACAAAACAAAAACGCAAGAGAGCUUCUCAUUUUAACGACCGCAAGAAACUGAGACGAUUAUAAGAAAGAGGGCGAGGCUCUUGGUACAGUUAGGUGCCUAUAAAACAUAAAUCAUUGUUCAUUUAUUAGUGCACAAAGCUGGACUUCAAAAUGAUACAUGUACAAUAGAAACAGGCAUGUAAUUUAACCAACAUUUUUGUUAUUCAGCACAAUGAUAUAAUUCCCUUUGGCGAGCUAGAAUGUUCCACAGUAUAGCUUAAAUCUAUCACGAGGGAGAAUACGUCACAUUACAACUCAGAUCUGCGGAGAAUCGCCCCUAUUCACUGAAGGAAUGACUGUAUUUUUGAGCAGUAGAAACCCCUGUAAUGAAUAAAUGCUAUAUGUAUGUUUAAUGUCAUACCAUGGAACAUUCCAGGGAAAGCAAUAGCAUCCCCAUAGAGACAAGCAGGUAACUGAUCCUCCACCAAAAAUUUUAAGAAAUAUCACAAUUCUAAUCACAUUAACUUUUAUCCCGCAAAUUGUUCAGCCGUAUUGGUGUGUUUCAGAAUGAUGAGAAAUUAGACCUGUUGCCAUAGUAAAUAGUAACAGGGUAUCCCCAGGGUUGACUAACCCAAAUUUAAGACUUUUUUAAAGACAUUUUUAAAACCACUUAAGUGAAAAUUAAGACCAACAUUGCACCCAGUAUGCAGGCGAAAAACACCAGAUCCAAUUCUAAUAAAGACCAUUGCUCACUGCUUAACUAACAAAAAAUACUUUUAUUAUAAAAUCUCAUUCAGAACUCAUUUUUAGUAGUAUUAUAACAUUCCCACCCACUGGCCAAACAACCCAAAAUAAAGUUAAAAAUAAAAUAAAUACAUGAAAUAAAUUACUAAUUAAAAAUAAAAUAAUAAUAAUAAUGAUUAAGUAAAUAAAAUUGAUAGAAGUAGAUAAAUUAAUUCAAUACACAAUGUAAGUGAAUACAAAGAAGAGGCUUGAAAAGCUUACAAGGGAUAGGAAGAGGAAAAAAAGAGGGAAAGAAAGGAUUGUUUCCUAUACUUUAGUCAUCCUCCAGAUCCUGAGGAAGAGUCAGUGUGACGUAAAAAGGGGUCCCAGGUAGCAUUCAAUAAUUUAACAGAGCCUCUGAGUGAGAACCUCAGUUUUUCACUGCAUUAAAAUAUGUUAACAUUUCUGACUGAAUUAACCUGUACAAAACUGAGAUACAUCCUCUGGUGAUAGUGUCCACAGAGAAGAGAGUCUAAUAAGGUUUCUGGAGGGCGAUUUGGAAAGUGGGGGAACAAUUUUUUAACAUAAUCCUGGACCUGAAAAAAAAAAUGAAAAAGAUGAUGCUUUGGGAGGUGAUAUUUGACAGACAGGUGUUCCAAAGAUGAAAAUACUCCAUUAUUAUACAGAUCACUAAUUGACCUAAUCCCAUUAUUAUGCCACAUUUUAAAUGCUAAAUCUCCAUUAGAUGGUUCAAAAAUAAAAUUUCUAAACACUGAUGUCAGGCUGGUAGGGCUCAAAAAGCCAAGCUGCUUCCUAAACUGAUUCCAAUUCUUCAGUGAGAUAGAGACCACAGGACAGUUAGUUAAAUGUGGGAGAGGAAGUUGCGAGCACAAAAUAGACCGCAGGGAGAACUGUGAAGAUUUUUUCUCCAGAUGCACCCAGCUUGGUAGGGAAUCCUCUCUGUCGCUCAUCCAAAAUAAAAGUUUCUGCACAUUCGUCGCCCGUAUUAAAAAAGGAUUUGUUAAGAAAAACAGGGAGGUGUUGAAACAUGUAGAGAAACCUGGGGAGAACCAUCCUGACCAAGCUUAUUCGACCUCCAAGUGAAAGAGGUAAAGCUGACCAACGCACAAAGUCCCUCUCAGUCUUAUCAAUCAAGGGGAUGAGGUUCUCACGAUGUAAGUCCCCUAACUUGAAUGCCUAAAUAUCGAAAACCAAUACUCGACCACCGAAAUGGUGCUAUAGAAGGAGAGAGUGCCGUAGCAAGAUCAUUAAUAAGCAGCAGCUCGCUUUUUUGGUAGUUAAGUUUAUACCCCGAUAAUCAACCAUACUCAGGACGUUUAAAAUAGUCGGGAAAGAAGUGACAGGGUCAGAAACAUAGAGCAAAAGGUCAUCCGCAUAAAAUGAAACCUUAUGGACAGUUUCCAAUCGCGUGAUGCCUUUGAAAGUGGCUUCUGAACGCAACCACAACAUUUAUAACAUUCUAACAAGACAAACAAACCUCUUACAUUGUCUUGUCUCACACUGUCUUUCAAAGUGCUUCAACUAUUUAAAAUUUUCAACAACAACAAACUGUUUUUCACUGUACUGAUUGUUUACUCAUUGCCGCCGGCGCCAGAAACCAAAGUAUUGUUUGUGCAUACUCCAAAUUAGAUGUUCAUUCAUGUUAGGUGAUUUCAUGUUUUUUUUUUCCUCCAUUUAACAUUGCACUGCAGCUCAUUUGAGUAUACAAAAAAAUAGGCUAAUGACAUUUAAGACCUUUGUGAAAAAAAUAAGACUUGGACAACAAAAUUGAAGACUUUUUAAAGCCUUAAUUUAGGAACAUGAAAUUUAAGACCUUUGUGAAAAAAAUAAGACUUGGACAAUAUAAUUUAAGACUUUUAAGGUCUUAAUUUUGGAACAUGAAUUUUAAGACCUUUUUAAGACUUUUAAGACCCCGCGGCUACCCUGUAUAAAACUAAAUAUAUGCCAUGUUUUGAAUAAGAUACCGCACACACCAGGAAGCUGUAACCCACCAAUUCUUAAUGUUAGUGCGCGUUAUGAGCUGCCUUUUCUUAUAUCUUAACCCGGCCUCUCCUUUUGAGCUAUGGCCCCGUGCGAGUUUAAAGUCAGGGAUGACACUUGAGCUGACAUGAUUGCCUCUAAGCAUCAGCAGAGCCAGCGCAAACAAAGCUCCUCUCUCCCUCUCUUUCUCUCCUUCUCUCCCUCUUCUCUCCCUCUCUUUUUCUGUCUCCGUCGGUGACAAACACAUCCCUCCAAUUGCCUGUGUUCCUCUGACAGCCAUGAUGGAUCACCUAUCUACUGCUGCCACUAAUCAAGGGUGAAGGGGUGACGGUCACACACCUGGGGCCUGACUCGGGCUCAUCACUCUCCCGCCGUGUUCUCUCUAUCUCUCUUUCUCCUCUUCUCUGUCUCAUCCCUUUCUUUCUGUCAAGGCACGCGCAUCUGCCGUUAAAAACAUUAAGACGUUGAUGCAGGAGCUGUUUAAUAUUCCGUGAUCAAAGUCGAGGUGUGAUAGGUUGAGCUGAGCGAGAAGUUCGUUUUUUAAAUUUGAUUUUGAAGAUAUUUUGAAGGAUUUUUGUCUAGGUAGAAGUAGCAGAUGAAAUGUUUGAUAAAGGUGCACUGCGUAACUUUUCUGGUGUUGCUUGUCUCCAUAGAUGUGUUACUGAUUUGCCUAGAAAGUGCCACAGUUUGGUAUUAAACUUGUCACUGUGGAGAGAACGCCAAGUUAUAUCUGUGGAGAGGCGACCCAGCUCAUAGUAAGACAACAAAAACACAUCUAAUUGAAUGAAUACUUUAGAGUUGAAUAGACCAUUUUGGAGCAUUCCAGAAAAAACAAUAUCUCCAUGUCUAGAAAUGUUACAUGAUGCACCUUUAAAUUUGGCUUCUACUUAUUGCAUUGCACUUGCCUUGUAUUGCUCAAAAUAAGUUUUUGGUUAUAUAUAGUUAUUGAUUACCAAAAACAAAAUGUCUGAAAUAUUUAGUCAUUUACUUAAUAAUUACUUAAUAUUUAGCUACUUUGAUCUAUUUUAAUUUUACAAAAUGAUAAUUAUAAACCACUGUGCUGGAAUCUUCUGAACAUUCUUUUAGUUUAGCCCCUACUGUUUUUAUGAAGGGCAGAGCGUAUGAUUUUAUUAUUUUAGUACAUUCCAUUUAUAUUUUAUGUCUGCCAAUGUGUGUUUAAGACGUCAAUGUUUAACUUGUGGUCUAUAGAUAAAAUACAACAUGUGCAAUAAGUGUAUCAAAAUACAACCAUGAAUUUCAAUCAUUUUCUUUGUCUACAUAUUUUUGCACAGUAUUCACUGUUAUUGUCUCAUGUGUUGAACGAUAAAUGAAUGACUACGAUGAAAAUGCUGUGAAUGCUCAUGUACAGUUUAUACUGGCUGAUUAAAGACAUUUAACUUUG